This is a messenger RNA of Purpureocillium lilacinum, 1026 nucleotides long. RefSeq lists its product as uncharacterized. NCBI's taxonomy places the organism in Eukaryota, Fungi, Ascomycota, Sordariomycetes, Hypocreales, Ophiocordycipitaceae. Gene Ontology annotation, biological process: glucose metabolic process; beta-D-galactose catabolic process via UDP-galactose, Leloir pathway. Gene Ontology annotation, molecular function: carbohydrate binding; aldose 1-epimerase activity. The record is from RefSeq and is a predicted model, not a curated record.
AUGAGUGACGCCCCCGUGGAACUCCUGCCCCUCGGGGCCCUCAUCCAGUCCUUCAAGGUCAACGGCCUCAACAUCGUGCAGGGCUUCCCCACGCAGGAGCAGUACGUGCGACACAACACGCCCUUCUUCGGCGAGACCAUCGGGCGCGUCGCGAACCGCCUCCAGGGCGCGCGCGUCAACGACCUCAACGGCCGGGCCUACGCCCUCGCCGCCAACAACGGCCCCAACACGCUGCACGGCGGCAAGGUCGGCUGGGGCAAGCGCGUGUGGAAGGGCCCCGAGCCGGUCGGCGUGCGGCCUAUCCCCGGCGUCGAGGGGCUCAAGGGCGGCGAGAGCGUCCGCUUUUCGCUCGUCAGCGAGGACGGCGAGGAGGGCUUCCCCGGCACCGUCGAGGCCACCGUCACGUACACAGCCGGCACGCAGGACGUCGCCGGCGGCAAGACGGCCAACGUGCUGGGCUUCGAGUACGAGGUCCGGCUCGUGGGCGGCGCCGACGAGACCGUCGUCAACCUGACCAACCACUCCUACUUCAACCUCUCGGGCGACGCCACCAUCGACGGCACGACCGUCACGCUCGGCGCAAGAGACCACCUCCCCGUCGACGCCGGCUCCAUCCCCACGGGCGGGCCCAUCCCGUACCCGUCCGUCGACACCACCAAGCCUUUCGGCCUCGGCGCGACGGAGCCCAAGUUCGACUACUGCUUCACCCUGCCCGCGGACCCGUCCUCGGUGCCCAUCGACACGCGCGCCCAGCCGCUCGCGCUCAACCUCGCGGCGCACCACCCCAAGACGGGCGUCCACCUCGAGGUCCUCAGCACGGAGCCUUCGUUCCAGUUCUACACGGGCGACGGCACCGACGUGCCGGCCGUCGAGGGCGCGCCCGCCCGCGGCCCGAGGAGCGCCUUUUGCUGCGAGCCCGGCAGGUUCGUCAACGCCGUCAACGUGCCCGAGUGGAGGGGGAUGACGGUGCUGAAGAAGGGCGAGACGUACGGCUCCAGGAUCGUGUACAAGGCGUGGGCGGAUUGA